CGGGCGGCGACGCGGCCUGCGGGAGGCGGUGGCGAUGCAGCUGCGGCACGUUCGCACCCUGCUCGCCCCCCAGGAUGGAGCGGCCAAGGUCACGUGCAUGGCCUGGGCCCCCAACAACGCCAAGUUCGCGGUCUGCACCGUGGACCGGGUGGUCCUCCUGUACGACGAGCACGGCGAGCGCAGGGACAAGUUCUCCACCAAGCCGGCGGAGGCCAAGUAUGGCAGGAAGAGCUAUGUGGUGAAAGGCAUGGCGUUCUCCCCAGAUUCCACGAAGAUUGCAGUCGGGCAGACAGACAACAUCAUUUUUGUCUACAAGAUUGGGGAGGAAUGGGGCGACAAGAAGGUGAUCUGCAACAAAUUCAUUCAGACGAGCGCUGUGACGUGUUUGCUAUGGCCAGAGGAGAACACCAUUGUCUUUGGGCUCGUUGAAGGCAAGGUUCGUUUGGCAAACACCAAAACCAACAAAUCCUCUACCAUUUAUGGGACGGAGUCCUAUGUGGUAUCCUUGGCCUCCAACAUCUCAGGGAAGGGGAUCCUGUCUGGGCAUGCGGAUGGAACCAUCGUGCGCUACUUCUUUGAUGAUGAAGGCUCCGGGGAGUCCCAGGGCAAGCUGGUGAUGCACGCCUGCCCCCCGUACGCCCUGGCCUGGGCCUCCAGCAGCAUCGUGGCCGCUGGCUGCGACAAGAAGAUUGUGGCCUACGGGAAGGAGGGCCACGUGAUCCAAGCCUUCGACUACAGUAGAGACGCAUCAGAGAAGGAGUUUGCGGUGGCGGCCGCCAGCCCCGGGGGUCAGUCCGUGGUCAUCGGCAGCUUCGACAGGCUGAGGGUGCUGAACUGGAGCCCCCGCCGGAGCGCCUGGGAGGAAGCCAAGCCCAAGGAGAUCCCGCACCUGUACACCGUCACGGCCUUGGCCUGGAAGCGGGAUGGCUCCCGGCUCUGCGCGGGCACCCUCUGCGGUGGAGUGGAGCAGUUUGACUGCUGCCUUCGCAGGAGCAUUUACAAGAACAAGUUUGAGAUGACCUACGUGGGGCCUAGCCAGGUCAUUGUGAAGAAUCUCUCCACCGGCAUGCGAGUCGUCUUGAAAUCCCACUACGGCUACGAAAUCGACGAGGUGAAAAUCCUGGGCAAAGAGCGCUACCUGGUAGCCCACACCUCAGACACGCUGCUCCUGGGCGACCUUGGUUCCACCAAGCUCAGCGAGGUGGCCUGGCAAGGUUCGGGCGGGAACGAGAAGUUUUUCUUUGACAACGAGAACGUCUGCAUGAUCUUCAACGCAGGGGAGCUGACUCUGGUGGAGUACGGGAGCAAUGAGAUUCUGGGCUCUGUGCGCACCGAGUUCAUGAACCCCCAUCUCAUCAGUGUCCGCAUCAACGAGAGGAGGCAGCGGGGCAGCGAGGACAGCAAGCGGCUGGCCUAUCUGGUGGACAUCAAGACCAUCGCAGCGGUGGACCUUGUGGGGAGCUAUAAUAUCAGCACCAUCAGCCACGACAGCAGGAUUGACUGGCUGGAGCUAAACGAGACAGGUCGCAAGUUGCUCUUCCGGGACAAGAAGAUGAAGCUGCACCUCUAUGACAUUGAGACAGCCACCAAGACCACCAUCCUGAGCUACUGCUCCUACGUGCAGUGGGUCCCCGGGAGUGACGUGGUCGUGGCCCAGAACCGGAACAGCCUCUGCGUCUGGUACAACAUCGACACCCCCGAGCGAGUAACCAUGUUCCCCAUGAAGGGCGACAUUGUGGACCUUGAGAGGAGCAGCGGGAAGACGGAGGUGAUUGUGACCGAGGGCGUGAACACCGUCUCGUACACCCUGGACGAGGGGCUCAUUGAGUUUGGCACCGCCAUUGACGACGGGGACCACCACCGGGCUGUUGCCUUCCUGGAGACGUUGGAGAUGUCUGCUGAGACGGAGGCCAUGUGGAAGACACUGAGCCGGCUGGCGCUGGAGGCCAAGCAGCUGCACAUUGCGGAGAGGUGCUUUGCUGCUCUCGGGCAUGUGGCCAAGGCCCGAUUCCUCCGUGAGACCAAUGAGAUUGCAGGCCAAGUGUCCAAGGAAUAUGGAGGGGACGCCACAGACUACUACCAAGUCCGAGUCCGCUUGGCCAUGCUGGAGAAGAACUACAAGCUGGCCGAGAUGAUCUUCCUGGAGCAGAACGCCGUGGAGGAGGCCAUGGAGAUGUACCAAGAGCUGCACCUGUGGGAUGAGUGCAUCUCGGUGGCGGAGGCCAAAAGCCACCCUGCGCUGGAGAAGUUGCGCCACGGCUACUACGAGUGGCUGCUGCAGACCCAGCAGGAGGAGCGAGCGGCUGAAGUGCAGGAGACCCGCGGGGACCUGCAAGCCGCCGUCGGCCUUUACCUGAAGGCGGGGCUGCCGGCCAAAGCGGCGCGGCUGGCCAUGAGCCGAGAGGAGCUGCUGGGCAACGCGGACCUGGUCAACCGCGUGGCCACGGCCCUCGUCCGAGGGGAGCUCUUCGAGCAGGCUGGGGAGCUCUUUGAGAAGAUGCGGAACCCGCAGCGGGCGCUGGAGUGCUAUCGCAAGGGCAGCUCGUUUCUGAAAGCGGUGGAUCUGGCACGUGCGGUCUUCCCAGCAGAGGUGGUGAAGCUGGAGGAGGGCUGGGGGGACCAUCUUGUGCAGCAGAAGCAGCUGGAUGCUGCCAUCAACCACUACAUUGAGGCCAGGUGUGCUGUCAAGGCCAUCGAAGCGGCCCUGGGGGCGCGGCAGUGGAAGAAGGCCAUUUACAUCCUGGACAUGCAGGACAGGAACACAGCGGCCAAGUAUUACCCCAAGAUUGCCCAGCACUACGCAGCGCUGCAAGAGUAUGAGAUAGCAGAGGAGUUGUAUGUCAAAGGAGACCACACCAAGGAGGCCAUUGACAUGUACACGCAGGCCGGGCGCUGGGAGCAGGCACACAAGCUGGCGUCCAAGUGCAUGAGGCCGGAAGACGUGUCCGUGCUGUACAUCACCCAGGCCCAGGAGAUGGAGCGGCAGGGCAAAUACAAAGAGGCCGAGAGGCUCUACAUCGCGGUGGACGAAGCAGACUUGGCCAUCACCAUGUACAAGAAGUGCAAGAUGCACGGAGACAUGAUCCGCCUGCUGGCCAAGUACCACGAGGACCUGCUCAGCGACACACACCUGCACCUGGGCAAGGAGCUGGAAGCCGACGGGCACCUGCAGGAGGCCGAAUAUCAUUACCUGGAAGCCAAGGACUGGAAGGCGGCCGUGAACAUGUUCCGCGCAAACAACAUGUGGGACGAGGCCUACAGGGUGGCCAAGGCUCACGGCGGAGCAAAUUCCCACAAGCACGUGGCCUUCUUGUGGGCAAAGAGCCUCGGCGGAGAAGCUGCUGUGAAGCUCCUCAGCAAGUUCGGACUUCUAGAGACGGCUGUUGACCACGCAGCCGACAACAACAUCUUUGACUUUGCCUUUGAGCUGGCCAGACUCUCACUGAAGCAGAAGCUGCCUGAGAUCCACUUCAAGUACGGCUCCUUCCUGGAAGACGAGGGCAAGUUUGAGGAGGCAGAAGUGGAGUUUGUGAAGGCCGGGAAGCCAAAGGAAGCAGUGCUGAUGUUCGCCCACGCCCAGAACUGGGCCGCUGCCCAGCGUGUCGCCGAGGCUCACGACCCCGACAGUGUGGUGAUUGUGCUGGUGGGUCAGGCCGAUGCGGCCUUCAAGCAGAAGGAGUUCCAGAAAGCCGAGGCCCUGCUGCUGCGUGCUCAGCGCCUUGACCUGGCUGUGAAGCACUACAAGGAGGCGGCCAUGUGGACUGACGCCCUCCGGGUCUGCAAGGAGUAUCUGCCUGGAGAUCUGGAGGCCUUGCAGGAGGAGUACGAGCGAGAAGUAGCCAAGAAGGGCCCCAGGGGCGCUGAGGGCCUCCUGGAGCAGGCGCGGGAGUGGGAGCAGGCCGGCGAAUACGCCCGGGCCGUGGACUGCUACCUGAAAGUGCGUGAGCCCAGCAGCAAUGGUGCCCUCCUGGAGAGGUGCUGGAUGAAGGCCGCUGAGCUGGCCAUCAAGUUCCUCGGCCAGCCCCGGAGCAUCGAGGUCAUGCGGACCGUCGGGCCCCAGCUGGUCAGCAUCCGCAAAUUCAAUGCGGCUGCAGAGCUCUACCUCAACCUGGACCUGGUCAAGGAAGCCAUCGAUGCGUUCAUGGAGGGGGAAGAGUGGAACAAGGCCAAGCGGGUGGCCAAGGAACUGGACCCCAGGUAUGAGGAGUAUGUGGAUCAGCACUACAAGGAAUACCUGAAGGACCAGGGCAAGGUGGACUCGCUGGUGGGCGUGGAUGUCGUGGCUGCCCUCGACAUGUAUGUGGAGAGGGAGCAGUGGGAGAAGUGCCUUGAGACGGCAGCCAAGCAGAACUAUAAGGUGCUGCACAAGUACGUGGCUCUGUACGCCACCCACCUCAUCCGAGAGGGCGGCUGGGAUAAAGCCCUGAGCCUCUACGUCCAGCACGGCGCUCCUGCCAACGCCCAGAAUUUCAACAUUUAUAAGCGGCUUUUUGUGGAGAUGGUGAACGCUGCCAACCAGAACCGUGCAGAGGCCUUUCGCAGCUGGGCGGACCUGCGGGACGUGCUCUUCAACCUGUGUGACAACCUUGUGAAGUCCAGCGAGGCCAACACACCUGCACACGAGGAGUUUGAGACCAUGCUGCUUGUGUCUCACUACUAUGCCACGCGAGCCGCAGCCCAGAGCAUCAAGCAGCUGGACACUGUGGCAGCCAAACUCUCCGUCUCCUUGUUGCGCCACACUGAGAUCAUCCCGGCAGACAAGGCCUUCUAUGAAGCUGGGACGGCAGCCAAGGCAGUCGGUUGGGAGAACAUGGCCUUCAUCUUCCUGAACCGCUUCCUUGACCUGACCGAUGCCAUCGAGGAGGGCUCCUUGGAUGCUCUGGACCACUCGGACUUCCAGAACACCGACAUCCCCUUUGAAGUGCCGCUGCCUGCCAAGCAACACGUCUCGGAAGAGCAGCGCGAGGAGAUCCGGGAUUGGGUGCUCACUGUCUCCAUGGAUCAGCGGCUGGAGCAGGUGCUGCCGCAGGAUGAACGGGACACCUACGAGGCUUCGCUGGUGGCGGUGAGCACGGGCGUGCGUUCCCUGCCCUGCCUCAUCACAGGCUACCCUGUGCUGAGGAACAAGGUGGAGUUCAAGCGGCCCGGCAGAGAGGCCGACAAGGACAGCUGGAACAAGUUCCUGAUGGCUGUCAAGAUGUCCCACAGCCCGCCCUGCCAGGACGUCCUCCAGUUCAUCGGCCAGUGGUGCGGGGGCCUGCCCAGCACCAGCUUCUCCUUCCAGUGAGCCGCUCUCUUGCCUGGGCUGGAUUGCUCUCCUCUCUUAUUAAUAAAGGUCUUGUUUGUACAGCU
This is a messenger RNA of Elgaria multicarinata webbii, 5352 nucleotides long. RefSeq names its product intraflagellar transport 172 (gene IFT172). The coding region runs from base 35 to 5287 and encodes 1750 amino acids. Gene Ontology annotation, cellular component: axoneme; intraciliary transport particle B; ciliary basal body. The transcript has 48 exons. Gene Ontology annotation, biological process: intraciliary transport. The record is from RefSeq and is a predicted model, not a curated record. Lineage: Eukaryota; Metazoa; Chordata; Lepidosauria; Squamata; Anguidae. Gene Ontology annotation, molecular function: protein binding.